Molecule: messenger RNA, 7086 nt
Organism: Besnoitia besnoiti
Lineage: Eukaryota; Apicomplexa; Conoidasida; Eucoccidiorida; Sarcocystidae
Exons: 11
Coding region: 1-7086 (2361 amino acids)
Source: RefSeq, a predicted model, not a curated record
AUGCACCGCACUUCUCAGCCUCGUCGCUUCGCGUGUCGUUCUUCUGCUUCCUCCGCUGCUUCGUUGAUGCCUGCACUCUGCGCGGCGCCGAGCGUCGCGGGGUUCCCUCUUGACGGCCCAGGCACUCGCCCAGCCUUUCCGCCGUCGAGCAGGGUGAUGCCCGAGGGGGUCGAGGUGGACGCCGGCGAGCGCAAGGAGAAGGACGGGAUGGCGGUGGCGCGGCGCAAGAGUCCGCGGCACAGCGAAGCGAGCGGCAGCACAACCGCGACGCCGCGUCAGGGUUUCCCUCUCUCUUCGGGCGUGAGACCGUCUCCGCGGCCUGGCUCGCUUCUCCGGCGCGCCUCCUUUUCAGAUGCAGAGGAAGAAGGCCGCGAAGCGGGCGGCUCGACCGCUUCGUCGCGUGAGACGCUGCCUCGCUCCCAAUGUGCAGAGGACGUGUGGCUGUCUAUGGCGCGUUUUGCGGGCGCGUGUGUGCCUCCUGCGCCCGCAGACAGCGUGUGGCGCGGUCCUGCCGCGCCGCCGCUGGGGGAUGGAGCAGAUGCAGAAGGCGGAGAGAACAGGUGCGCGCUGCCCAGAGCGCCUUCGAGCUUGUCUCUUUCCUCGGCAGAUGCGACGGUGUCGCCAUUCGAACCAGAGGCGGCCUUCGCGCGGCUCGCGACGCCCGCGCGCAGAUCGCAGUCUGCCUCUUCCUGGGGGGGUGGGCGCUCCUUCACACGGCGCCACUUUCCUCCCUCGAACAGCAUCGUCCUGAUGGCCUCUCCAGGCUCCUCGCUCUCCACUUCACUUGCAGAAGAGACUUCGCGAGAGACCUGCGACGACGGCCCCAGACGAGAGGCCGCACCCGUCAAAACACAGGCGCUCAACCCCACUGCAAGUCCACCGUGGGGAGGCCCCGAUGUGUCCUCCUCCUGCGGUUCGCCGCGCUACGCGGCGUUUCCUUCCGCGUCGCGCUCGUCUUCCAGCGCGUCGUCUUCCUUUCUCGCCCCGUCUGUGUACUCCGAAGAAGCCGCGUCUCCCGCCUCCGCUCCUCUGCGAAAGCUGCGCGUGGCGAGCGGGCGAUCGGCGUCUGUCCUUCAUCGCGCUUCCUCCCUCGCAGACGGGCCUCUUUCCUGUGGGCGGUUGGAAGACGUAGCGAUGCGCAGCGACGCUGGAAGCCUCAGCCGCGCGGCAGCGCAUCUCGUGGGCGCGCAGCGCGACCAACUCCGAAGGCCGCAGGGGCUCGCGAGCGAGUCUACCCGAUCGUUUGAGGCGCCGCAGUUCGACGGCGGCCGGCGCGUGCUGUCGUCCGCAUCGCGCGUGUCCUCAAAAGUCUCGGCGUCGAGUGUCGGGGUGUUGAGCACGCGGAAGCCUGGUUCGCUUGUGUGUUUGGGCGGAGGCCUCGUCGGCAUCUUCCAGGGCGACACUUCGCCAGGCAUCUUGUCUUGCUCGUCCUUCUCCUCCUCCUCGCACUCUCCCCUCUCGUCGUCUUCUACCAGCUCGCCGCUCGCCUCUCCGUGCCACGCGCUGCAGACAUCUUCCUCGUCUGCGUCGUCUGCCGCCUCGCAGGCGGGAUUUUCGCGCUCGGCGGCAGCGCGGCCUUCGUCGCAGGCCCCUAGGGCUUCAACAGAGGCGCUGCGCGUCGCGUUGUCGCGCGCAUCCUUCCGCAACCAAGGGGGCGCCACCGCCGCGUUGUCGCUGUCGCUCUCGCCGGGGGCGGUGUCGCCUGCAUCGUCUUCACUGUCUUCACCGCGCUCCUGCGCUUCGAGGAGAGGCCGCAGACGCCAUCAGGAGUCGUUUGGCGCACUCCCGCCGCUCGUCGCGGAUCGGCUAACGGGCACGGCCUCGUCCCUCGCGUCGUCGCGGCUGUCGUCUUUUUCGCGUUGUUCGUCUGUGGUGCUGCUCCCGAGGGUUGAGGACUCCGCGCGCGCGGUCUUCUCGUCCUCUCGAGUCCACGCGGCCGUGAGACCGGGCGACGCAGGCGACGACGACGACGCGUUUGCACUCGUGCUGCCGCCAUCGCCCGCGACGCUGCGGGCGCUGGAAGAGAAGGAGAAGGAAACGCGCGGAGAAGCGUCGGAGCUCGAGGCACCACGUGGCAAGACGGAGAGAUCCGGCUUUUUCAAGAGAAAAACGAAGACCAAGGAUGGAGCCGACAACUCGCCCUCGUCCUCGCGGCACGACGCGAACGCGCCGGCCGCCGGUCCGUACGACGAAGAGGAGGCGGCGGUGCCGCGCCGCGGCCUCCUGCGGAAUUUGGUCUCGCGGCGGCGGGUCGACAAGAGUCGUUCGCUGUCUGAAGCCGCGGCGGCGCAGCCCAGCCACGCAGCCGCAGAGACCAGCCCGCCAGCUAUUGCAGCGAAAGGCGAGCCGGAGAUGUUUAGGAGCUUGCCGUCUUCAUCGCCGGCGCGAGGGCGAAGUGACGCGCCGCCGCGCGAGGCGCAGGAGCCAGGUCGCGCUGAGGGAGGCGAAGCGACGAGUUACGGAAACCCAUUCGAAGAAGGUUCGUUGGCGGACGAGAGCGGAGAUGUGGCAGCUCCGCCACGGCCCUCCGCGGCGUCACCGGGUCUCAGCGAGUUGACGCCCGUCGGGCUUCCGCCGCGCGCGCGAGAGAUGGGAGCGAUCAAGCCCGCGCUGAAGCGCACAGAGAGAUCUGAGGGCGGCGCCUCGCGCCCGCGCGCGAUUUCCUUCGGCCUGCCUGCGGGUCGCGGCGCCUCUGCGGCGGAGGACGACGAAGAGGAUUUCACUCAAGGCGGUGACGCGCGGGGAGCAGGCGCCGCGAGUGCGUCAGCGGAUCGAAGGAGGUCGACGAGACAGCCGCCGAACGACGGCGGAGGCGGGCGACGCCGACGAGGAAGCGGACGCGCCCAGCGCAUUCUUCGCCGGGGGGGGAACAUGCACGGCGCGCAGUCCGCCACGACAGGCGCGCGCGGCGCAGGGCGCGCCGGGGGUCGAACGCGCGCCAUGUCGGUCUUCACCGUUGAGGGCGACGACGACGGCGGAGCGGAGAGAGCGCGGAUGAGCUCCUUCUGCUCAGAGCCGAGGCAAGAGACGAGGCUGACCGGACGCGCACCGCGCCCGCUGGGCGAGAGAUGGGACUCCCGUGACCCCUUCCACGGUGCGGCCCGCGUCCGCGACGGCGAGCCCCUUCAGCUGGAAGAUAUUCCCACGUCGCCUUCCUACCUCUUCACGCAGGCCUCGACGCUGCAGCAGCGCCUCGAGCUGCCGCCGGCAGAGUUCUUCAACCUCAAGGUCGACGUGCAGCGACAGCGCAGCGUUUUUCCGCGGCGCUGGGUCGCUGAGACGAUGCUUGUGCAUCAGAGUCUCCUUCUCUUCUGCCGCUCGCUGCGGCCUCUCUGCGUCCGCGUCAUGAUUCCGCUCUCCAACAUUCAGGCAGUGACCGGGCUCGACGUAAAUCUGCGAGAGAAGGAGAGACGAAAGGCCGCGAAGCGCGGCUGGCGGCUGAAGGUUUCGCACACGGAGCGCAUCGACAGGGGCGCCGGCAAGGUCUUUGACGUGAUUUUCAGAGUAGCAGAGGAGAAGCAAAUGCUCGCCUGGGUCGACCGACUGACGCUCUACGCGAACAAAUGGAGGCUGCGCCCGUCCGUUCCCGAGCUGCUGUAUCGGCCGCCAUGCCAGGAGCAGUUGGCGGAGGUCUCCGAGGACGUCCAGCGCGCCGCGCUCACUCUGCUGACGCAGCGCCUCUUCUUCGCGUUGCGCGCCGCGACGCUGUCGCACUUUCGGCUCUUUUUCUUCAACGCUCGACUAGUGGCGCUGGCGAAGCGCGGGAAGGAGCGCGAGGUCAAGAUCCAGAGUGAAGCCUUGGCUGCGUGCGACGCGGCGCGAGAGCGCGAGGGCGCGCGCCGGCUGCAGGGCGUUCUGGAGAGGAAGCUGCGCCAAGCGUUCGCGGAUUUGCGUCAACAGAGCGAGCGAAUUCACCUCCACACGCAGCAGACGAAACGCUUCUCAGCGGCCGUCGCGCUGCUGGAGCGCGAGGAAGAGGCCGUCGCCGCCCACAUCACGCAGUGGCGGCGGAAAGCGCUGGCCUCGCCGCUCUCGGCCGCGCUCGCGCGCCGCAUGCAUUGGGCUUUCUCGCAACUCGCGCUUUCCGCAAAGCUCGGAAGAGCCAAGGAGAAGCAGAAACGCGCGGGCGCAGCCUUCCUCGAGGACGUGCUGCGCAGGUGCAGAGACGCGCGCCUCCGCGCCGCCCUUCUCAGCCUCGAAAAGCAAAAACUCCGCCGCGCGGCUCAGGAGAAGCGCCUCACGCAACUCGUCGAGAAGAUGACGAGACACAACCUCGCUCUCGCGUGGCGACAGCUCAUGCUUGUCGCGUUUCAAGCGACAAAGCGCGCCGAAAGCCGCGCAAUCAAGGCGAAGGGUCUCGUGCUGGAAACCUUCCUCUUGGCAGCGGAGAAGCGCCGCAUGAUUGACGCCUUCUUCAGACUGCGGGAGCACACACACGCAGCGAGACACGAAGAAGGAGCCACAUUCGAAAACAUGCAGCAGGUCAACACGGCGCUGCAGGCGGCCUACGCACGCAUCCCUCGACAGAGAGGCGCGUUGGUGCUGGCGGCGCUCGCGCGGAAGGCCCAGACGUCGCGGCUGUCCAGCGCCUUCGCUCAAUGGCGCGGGCGCGUGCGCCGAGAAGGGCAGUGCGCGCAGGCUUUGAGGAAUAUCCAGAGGACGCUACAGCGGAAGGAACUCAGAAUGAAGCAAGCAGGAUUCUUCGCACUCCUCCGCCGGGGCUGCCUGGCUGGCGAGCGCGACUGCCAAAAGAGAGCCGCAGCGAGACUUUUGUGUGCGAGUGUCUUCCUGCCCUCGCGGCGCGCGGCAGGAGGCGCGUGGAGGAGGCUGGUGUCGCACACGUCAGAGGGCAAGUUCGAGCGCGAGCUGAAAGCUCUUUUCAUCCUCGAAAAACUCAGACGUCGCCGACUUCAGGGCUUCUUCACGCAGCUUCAGCGCGAGGUUGCGUGCGGGCGCGAUCUUCGCGUUUUCCUGAGGACUCACGUCUUGCAGGCGUUUGUGCAUGUUCUGUCGAUGCACCGCGUCAAGCUGCUUUCUCUCGCAUUCCAACGCCUUCGCACCGUCUGCGGCUUCGCCGAACUUCGCCUGAGGCCAGGCUUCUCGAGCGACUCCCGGUGGUGCCUCGCGGACGAGAGCUUCACGGAGAAGGCGCUGUUUGACCCGUUUCUUCCCCCCCUCGCCGCCGGAGAGGCUGCGGUUUCCUCUUUGGAGGCGCCUGUCUUCGCUCCGCAUGGGGUAGAUCUCCCGCUUCAUGGUGCUGCUGCUGGGCGUCCACUCGACGCGGGGCGCGCCGGUUCUUCGCAUCUGCUUCACUCCGCUUCUCUCCCGCUGCCAACGAAGCAGCCGUUGUCCGCUUCACUUGCCUCCUCGUCUUCGACGCCGCGCGGCGCAUCAGCGUCGCUGUCGCCUGCGGCGAGGGAUGCCAGAGCGACUGACUGGAUGCCAGGGCCUGCGGAGCUCGCGACGGAGAAGUUGCGAGAGCUUCUGCAGCUCUCCGUCGAGCUCCUCAGCCACCAGAAGCGGCUGUUUUCCUCUCCGGUUGAUUCCCAGCUCUCGCAGCCGCGGAGCCCCGCCGUCGUGACGCGCAACUCCGCGCUGCGUGCGGAGGGCGCCGUGGAUUGGCUCUGCGAACGCCUUGAGAGAGAAGACGCGCGCGCCGCCAGGGCCUGGAGAGGCGACGAGACGACCUGGGAGGGGGGCGACGCGUGCGAGGAGCCCGAAAGAGCCGCGAGAGGAGCCGGCGCCGCGAGGCUCUCUGGCGAGUGUAUGCAGCCUCUCGCCGAGGGCAGCUGCGCGUCUCCGGUGUCAUUUCUGCUGCCGCGCGGAGUCGCAGACGAGCGAGGCGACCAGGUGCGCGGACACGAACCGUUUUCUUCGUUCAUCACCGGUUCGCUUCGCGCGGCCUCUUCGGCGGCGUCGCCAGUUUCGUUCGCGGCGGGCAAAGACGCCGUGCUUCCGCCUCAGGCGCGGGUGCCCCCUGCCGACGACACGCUGCUCUUUUCGUGGCACGCGAACCGAUUCGCGGCGCCAGCCAACGAGUUGUCCCUCUCGUCCGCGCAGGGCGUCGACACCUCCGCGCCCGUGGGAGGCCGCGGAGGCACGUUCGUCGCGGGCGACUUUGUGGCACCGUCGCCGACGCACGACGCGCGCCUCUUCGAGCGGGGCUCUCCCGCGAGCCGCGUUGCGGCGCCCGCGGGCAUUCUCAUCUUCGAAGACUCGGCGGAGGAAAUCCUUGCCCGAUGCGAAAAGGAGCGACGCGUUGCGGCGCGCAUCGAGGCCUUGGCGGCUGAGGACCGGUUCUACGCACAGGAAAGAGAGGUGGACGCGCUGAUCCACACCCUCGACGGGCAGCGCCUGCUCGCGCGUGCGCCGCUCGCGCCCGCGCGUCUGUCGGCAAUGGAAGCUGUUCGUCCCUCGGCGUUUUCCGCGACGCCCCCGGGGUCUCUCUCUCCUUCGCACUUUGGAGGCUACCGCGCCUUCGCCGACACCGCGGGCGCGCUGGUGGGCGGCGAGGGGCUUCGCGACUGCAAGCCGAGCGAGAUGGAGAAGUGCGAACGCCGCACCAGGCUCUGUGGAGCCGUGCUUGAUCCACUGUGUUUCUGCUGCCCGUCUGCCGCCGCGCCGCGCGAGAAGGAGCAAGCUCUCCAGACCUCGCCCUCUGCUGCGUCGCACGUCUACGCGACCGCCUCGGGGGUGACUCGCGCGUCGCCGUCGCUCUCCGCCUCUCGGGUUCACUGUUCCGAGUCCUCGCAGGAAGGCACGGGGAGCGACGCGCCCUCGAUCUGCGAGCUUCCCAUCGACGCGGCCGCCGCCUCGGCUUCGUUCGCGACGACGCGCAAAGCGAGACUCCUGCCGGCGCCCGGCUCGCUCCCCGAGUCUCUGGCCCCCCCCCGUGGGCAGGCGAUGGGAAAGACGCGGGAGCGAGAGCUCUCGAGAGGAGGCGUCGGUGGCGUGCCAGCGCUGCGGGAGAAACGAGAGGGAGAGGAAGAGGAACAAGGAGGAGGGCGCGAAUUAAAGGAGGCUCACCUCGAGCGGCGCGGCGAGGGGAGAGUAUGGAAGUACAAGGAUGAGGAGGAGGCGAGCUGA